This is a messenger RNA of Aureobasidium musti, 1023 nucleotides long. NCBI's taxonomy places the organism in Eukaryota, Fungi, Ascomycota, Dothideomycetes, Dothideales, Saccotheciaceae. The record is from the annotation of a GenBank genome assembly.
CGCCUCUCGCGAUCUCGUAGCAAUUCGCAGAGCUACAUUGACACCAACUACUCGCCGCACGACAGCAAGACGGCCUACGACGACGACUACGACAACCGUCCCGACUCUGCGCGCGGCCCUCCAACAAAGUCGGCAUCGCUCAACGACGCUUCCAUGUUUGCACAACAGCCUCAAUCCAUGGAUAACUUUAACGCUCCUCCCAUGUCUCGAGCUGGUCCGCAGCUCAUGUCCAAUGGCUUUGGUGGUCCUACAAAGCCAGCAUCCGUCUCUGCGCCCAUUCAACCAGAGCCCAUGCCAGAUCUCUUGACGCGUGCCUUUAACGAAGCUGUGCGUCCCUACACUAACCGCGUCGAAGAGCUUGAGAAUGAAGUGGCCGACCUCAAGGCCUGGAUUGAACAGCUCGAAGCUCAGAGAAGAGAGGUCCACGCAUGGAUUGACAAGCGUGGCUUGAGACCUGAUGUUCCACCAAGCAUUGCUCAACAAAUGGAUGCAUCCAACCCUCACAACCCGACGGCUGCAGCUUCAACCUUGAACGCCCAGCUAGACCGCAAAAUCACCAUUGUCAACUUUGAUCUGCACCGUCUCCAGGACGAUCUCAACGACUCUUUGCCUACUCCUUCCUUUAGCGCCUGCAUGCUCAAAUUCCUUCCCGACAUCAGUCGUCUAGCUGCUCUACCCUCCGGACCCAAAUUUGCCUUUGACUUGCUGCUCAAGUUGGGCGGUAACCUCAACUCCCACGGUGGUCUCGAGAAUGGCGAUGAAGAAGACUUGCGUGAGCGCAGAUCCUUCUAUGCACGUCUUGAUGAGGCCAUGGUCGAUAUCGUGCGUGGCCGUUUCAGAGAAGAGGGUGAAGGCUGGGGUGUCGCCAGAGAGAUCAAGCGCAUCGAAAAGACUGGUGCCUAUCUCCGCAACUGGGGUGUUGAACCUUACUUCCCUCAAACACUUGAUGUCAUGAGAGAAGGCUCUGGAGCUGCUGGUGCUGGUGUCUAUCACGGAGGCGGUACCCCUCCAGCCUAUCAAUGA